Messenger RNA from Paramecium sonneborni, 1558 nucleotides. NCBI's taxonomy places the organism in Eukaryota, Ciliophora, Oligohymenophorea, Peniculida, Parameciidae. The record is from the annotation of a GenBank genome assembly.
AUGGGACAAAGUAGUUCUACAACUGGAUUUAAUUUAUAACAAUAUUAGUUUCUAAAUUAAAUAAUAGAUCCUAGAUUUGGAAAUAUUAAGUUAUAUUAAAAAAAUGAUAGUGGAGAAACAAUUUGUAUAAUUGAAAAAAAUUUCAUUAAGAUCAACAGCCCAGUUAAAAAUUUAGAUCAUCCAAAUAUUUUAAAAGUUCAUUAUUAUAAAGCUGAUAUAUGUAAAGUAAGAACUUUUAAUAAACAUUUUAGAAUAUUUGUUCAACUUUUACAAAAUUACAAUUGAUUUAAGAAUAUGUUAGUAACGAAUUAAGAUAAAAUAUAAAAAUUAGAGCAACAAAAUAAUAAUAUUAUGAAGAGAAAUAAUUAUGGGGUUUAUUAUCUAUGUGUUUAAAAGCAUUAAUGUAUUUUAAGUCAUUUUAAAUAUAUCCAAUGGACUUAAAAAAUAUUCUGCUUUCUAAUUAAGGAACAAUAAAAUUUUAAUCUUAUUAUGACAUUUAAAAUAGUCAAUAUAUCCAAUUAUUGAAUUAGAUUACAGAAGAUAUUCAUAUAUCCCCUGAAGAAUUAGAAUGCUUAAAAACCAAAGAACAAGUAUUAAACUUAGAUUUUGAGAAAUGUGAAAUCUUUUAGUUAGGAUUAACAGCUUUAUGGGCUGCUACUUUAGCUGAUACAAAUUCAUUAUUUAGUUAUGAUACUCUAAAUGUAAUUUUAAAAUAUUAUAAUUUUAGUAUAGUGAAUAUGAAAUGAAACAAAGAAUAGAAGAGUUAAAUUAUAGUUAAUAAUUUAAGAAUAUUUUAUUAAAAAUGCUAAAAAGAUUUCCGUAAGAUAGAGGAUCUUUUAAUGAAUUACUUUAAGUAGUAUCUUAUCAUGAAUGCAAUGAGAAUCUAUUAGAAAUUAAAUAAAUUGAUAAAAUAGAUUAAAGCAUCCAAUAAAUAUCAAGAAUAAGGCAAUAAUAUAGUUCAAGAUCAUUGUUAUCUGACAAUAUUAUAGUUAAAAAUUCAAAUGAAGAAUGUUAACUUUCAAGAAUUUCAAAUUAAUCUAAUUUUUAAUUGUAAUUAAAUGAAACAAGCAAAAUAUCUUUGGAUAAUAAAUUUAAUAUUUCUGAAUCUCAAAAUUCAUAGAAUCAAGAAAUACAUCAAAUAAAUAAAUAUAGAAAUAAGCCAAGCUUUUCAUAAAAUAAAUAACAAUUAGAUUCAUAAAUAACUUAUUUAUAAAUUGGUACUCCUCAUCAUUCUCCAGAAUCUAAAAACACUUCUAAAAUAUCAUUAUCAACAAAAAAUCAAUUAUCUCAUGUUCCAAAGAUUUCAAAUAUGAUGAUUAAUCCUUUAAAAUAAAAUUAAUAACUUUAAUAAAAUAAAAUUGUCAUUCCAAAACCUAUAAAAGUUGAUAAACAUUAAAAUCAUCAAUAACUUUAUGAUACAUCUUAUUUCUCUUAAUUAUCAUUAAUGAGUAAUAGAAGUAUUCUAGAAAAUAAAGUUGAAGAGGCAAUAUUAAAAAGUAAAAUUGCUUUAGAAAAAUUUGAUUAAACAAUUAAUUAAACAAAAUUAUUUAGAAAUUGA